CCUCUCCUCUUCUCUCCCUCUCUACAGCAAGACGCAGCAAUGGCGACCGCCUCCGCCUCCCUCCUCCGCCUCUCCCUCCUCCGCCCGCCGCCGCCGAAAACCCAGUCGGACCCCCCGCCGCCGCCGCCUCCUCCCGCCCUCCUCCCUAACCCCCUCCCUCCCUCCUUCCCUCAAAUUCGAGCCCCAGACCCGCCGGCCCCCGCCGCCGCCGCCGCCGCCGUCCGCGCAUCCUACAGCCCGACCCCGGCCACCGACCGCCUCAUCUCCGCCGCGGCCUACACGCUCCCCUUCUUCAACUCCCUCCAGUACGGCCGCUUCCUCUUCCUCAAGUACCUCCUCUCCUACCUCUUCGACCCCGUCCUCCCGCUCCUCUCCCUCUACAAGUCCGUCCCCUACGCCUCCUUCGUCGCCUUCUUCGCCCUCUACCUCGGCGUCGUCCGCAACCCUUCCUUCUCCCACUACGUCCGCUUCAACGCCAUGCAGGCCGUCACCCUCGACGUCCUCCUCGUCCUCCCCCUCCUCCUCCAGCGCAUCCUCAGCCCCGGUCGGGCCGUCGCGUACCGGGUCAUGGUCUGGGGCCACAACGCCGUGUUCGUGUUCAGCGCCGCCUGCUUCCUCUACAGCCUCGCCUCGUCCAUUCUGGGCCGGACCCCUUACUUGCCCUUCGUCGCCGGGGCCGCCGGGAGGCAACUCUAGUGCAACGGAGGAGUGCUGUGAGUAUGAUCGAAGUUCUUGGGUGGGUCCGUUUGAAUGGGGGAGAGUUUAAUCGGUUCUUAUUUGCUUGCUCUGCUUUUUUCUGGUCUUUCAAUGACACAUGUAUUUUAGCUGCUGGAUGAGGUUCGGGUGGGUUGUAAUUGAAUUGGUGUUUGGCAGUUGCAUUUCUCUCUGGUAUAGCAAAUGCAUCAAAGUUUUCCUCUUCUGUCAUGUCUGUUGGGUUCCAAUUCUCACCGGGUUUUCAUAGCAAGCUCGAUUCGGAUUUACUUUUAA
Molecule: messenger RNA, 987 nt
Organism: Eucalyptus grandis
Lineage: Eukaryota; Viridiplantae; Streptophyta; Magnoliopsida; Myrtales; Myrtaceae
Product: protein TIC 20-II, chloroplastic
Source: RefSeq, a predicted model, not a curated record